This is a messenger RNA of Lotus japonicus, 855 nucleotides long. RefSeq names its product bidirectional sugar transporter SWEET5. Lineage: Eukaryota; Viridiplantae; Streptophyta; Magnoliopsida; Fabales; Fabaceae. The transcript is spliced from 6 exons. Gene Ontology annotation, molecular function: sugar transmembrane transporter activity. Bases 1 to 690 code for a protein of 229 amino acids. The record is from RefSeq and is a predicted model, not a curated record. Gene Ontology annotation, cellular component: membrane. Gene Ontology annotation, biological process: carbohydrate transport.
AUGGUUAACACUGAUGUAAUCAGAACCGUUGUUGGAAUAAUUGGAAAUGUCAUCUCUUUUGGUUUAUUCAUGUCACCUGUGCCUACAUUUAUAAAAAUAUGGAAGGCAAAAUCAGUGCAAGAUUUCAAGCCAGAUCCUUAUGUGAUCACAAUUCUGAAUUGUGCAAUGUGGUCAUUCUAUGGAAUGCCCUUUGUGAGUAAAAAUAACAUUCUAGUCCUCACAAUUAAUGGCAUUGGCUUCUUCAUUGAGAUCCUCUACACUCUCAUCUUCUUAGUGUACUCAACCUGGAGUAAGCGUAGGAAGAUCUUGAUGUUCCUGCUGGGUGAAGUCAUCUUUCUUGUGAUAGUGGUAUUUUGUACCAUGUACCUUGUUCACUCCCUCAAGCAAAGAAAGUUAAUUGUUGGAAUUAUAUGCAUAGUCUUCAACAUCCUUAUGUACUUCUCACCCCUCACUGUCAUGCGACAAGUAAUUCGAACGAAGAGCGUGAAGUACAUGCCUUUCUUGCUUUCACUCACCAACUUCGUCAAUGGAGUCGUUUGGACAACAUAUGCGUGCCUAAAAUGGGAUCCAAAUGUUGCGAUUCCCAAUGGCUUAGGAGCACUUUCAGGGUUGGCGCAACUCAUCCUCUAUGCCGUUUACUACCGAACAACCAACUGGGACGAAGGGACACCAGCUCGUGUCAGCGUAUGAUCUUUGCUUGAAUUGUUAGAAAAACAAAGGAAGUGAUAAAGGAGAAUGAAGUUACUCAACAAUGACAAUGGAGGAGGUCUCUAAGGAAUAUUCAGCAAUUAGUAACUCAUUUUUAUGAUUGUUGAUAUCAUGGCAUUAAUGUCUUGUGGAAUUACUUGAGAUAUU